UAUUUUCAGAAGUAGUUUCUCAUCGGGCCCUUCACGGUCGCGAACAACAAAUAAUAGAUAGUAGUGGGUAUAAUCAUCGAAUGCUAGCAAUAGCACCGGCCAGUUCCACAUAUCACUCCACGUUGAACGAAUCGCUAUCUGCACUUACUACUCUACAGCGUCGUGGUAAAGUUAUCCAAACGAACGAAGGUGAAUUGAAAGGGCCAGCACACCAGAAUGGCUCCGUUACGCUGGGGAAUCGCAAGUGCUGGCAAGAUUUCGCACGAUUUCACGACCGCCGUCGGAACGUUGCCGUCGGACGAGCACCAAAUCGUAGCCGUGGCCGCUCGGAAGCUGGCGGACGCGCAAAAAUUUGCCACCCUACACGGUAUCGAAACGGCGCACGAGGGCUACGAGGCGCUGGCGAAGAAUCCGAACGUGGAUGCCGUUUACAUUGGCGCGGUCAACAAUGCACACUACGAGAUCGGACUGCUGAUGCUGGAGCACGGUAAACAUCUGCUGUGCGAGAAGCCACUCUGCCUGAACGAGGGCCAGUCGAAGCGUUUGCUGCAGCGUGCGGCCGAACGGAAGCUCUUCCUCAUGGAGGCUAUCUGGUCGCGGUUUUUCCCGCACUAUCGUCUGCUCCGGGAGCGCAUUGGGUGCGGGGAGCUGGGCGAGGUGAGGGAGGUCGAUGUGGAAUUUGGAUUUGUCCUUGCCGAUAUCGAUCGGUUGCGCUUAAAGAGUCUCGGCGGUGGUACGGUGCUGGAUCUCGGCGUGUACACCAUCCAGGUGUGUCUGUGGGCGUUCGGUGGGAAGGCUCCGACGAAGAUAUUGGCCUCGGGGGUGACCAAUGAGGAGGGCGUCGAUCUGGAAGUCACGGCCGAGCUGCACUUCCCCGGUGGGGGCAUCGCGCGAAUGAAGACGAGCGCCCUGAAGCAGCUGAACAAUGAGGCCGUUGUGAAAGGCAGCAAGGCCAGCAUAACGCUACACGAUUUCUGGUGCCCACUGAAACUCACCGACACCGAUGGCACGGUCCGGACCGAUACGCUGCCACCGGCACGGUAUCCGUUCAAUUUCCAGAACAGCUGUGGCCUCCGGUAUGAGGCGGAGGAGGCGCGCCAGUGCAUCCGGGGCGGCCGGUUGCAGUCGGAGAGCGUGUCGCAUGCGGACAGUCUGCUGAUUGCGCGCAUUCAGGACGAAAUCCGGAAGCAGGUCGGUGUCGUAUUCCCGGAAGACGCCCAAUUUGCACCGUAAUAGUGGCGGCGCCCGGAAGUGGAACAAGGGCCCCCGUACGAGACCUGAAUCCCAACGGUGGCACGGCAGCUAUGUGGGCUGGAGUGUGUGUCCUUUCACGUGGAAUCCAAAUUUUGCAGCCAUCAAUCAUGGGAUGGAUGGAUGUGAAUAUUGCAAAAGCCUGCAUUGAAGCUUUGAUUGACAUGAUUGGUAGAAACACAAAUGAAACGUGCAAUAUGAAGCACUUUGGUACGUAACGAAAAAUUGAAAUGGAUUAGGAAGUGAAUUAACUGAAAAUGUUUUACGAUUUAUGACAAGAAACACGAUAACCAAUAAAAUCGGUAUCCGGUAACAACAACAUCACAAAAGAUAAUCAGUAAAAGCAAUCAUUGUGAUGUUGAAGC
This is a messenger RNA of Anopheles coustani, 1616 nucleotides long. Its product is annotated as trans-1,2-dihydrobenzene-1,2-diol dehydrogenase-like. The transcript has 3 exons. NCBI's taxonomy places the organism in Eukaryota, Metazoa, Arthropoda, Insecta, Diptera, Culicidae. Gene Ontology annotation, molecular function: nucleotide binding. The coding region runs from base 217 to 1233 and encodes 338 amino acids. The record is from RefSeq and is a predicted model, not a curated record.